CGGUCACGUUUUUGCCUUGGCAGCUGUCCGGAGGCAGCAGUGUCCACCACGCAGACCCGGUCGCCCCAUCCUCUGCAGGGCUGUAUUUUGAACCUGAACCAAUUUCUUCCACACCCACUUAUUUACAACCCCGAGAAUUUCCUAGUUGUGUUUCCUGUGAAGAAAACCCAAGCUACCUCGACCAGAUCUUGGACUCCUACCUUCAGACAGAGAUGCACCUGGACCCUCCGCUCAGUUCCAUGCAAAGUGCUGUGCACUACUUCCCCGGCAGCUGCCAGGACGCCCCUCUCUGCUUCAACCAGAGCCUGACCCCAGGAUCGCCUUCAGAUUCCUCCACUCUUUCUGGCUCCUUCGACUACAGUUACUCGCCCGGUCAGCUACCUUCCUAUGCUCCCGAGAAUUACAAUUGCCCCCCUUCUCUGGACACCAGAAACUGUGGCUAUGCCUCAGAAGAUUACCCCCACAUGCCGUGGCCUUCACACGCCCAGUACGACUGCUUCCCCUCCGGCAACACCGCCGUCUGCUGCUGUGCGUCCUGUGAGGCUGAUCACCCGGACGGCUCGCAGCCAGCGGAGUAUUUCCCCUGCCCCAGCACAGACUGUGUGGGCUUCGCUCCCUCAGCAGCGUCCACCAGUGAUUUCUACACGAGGGAAACAAACUGUGACAUCUGCUAUAGUUAGUGGAAAUCACAUGGAACAUGGUGUGCGUGCAUGUCUCUAUUUUUCUACACACCCAGUGACAGCACACAAAACACAACCUGUUAGCAGAACGUCACAUUCGCAGGGUCCAGUCACCAUUUUCAAUUUUCUGAAACCCAUGUAGGCGUGCAUAUGAAAUUCUCAGCCCCUCAUUAUGCCACCCCCAUUUUGUAUGCUUACAGUUAACAUUUUUGUAGGGAUCAUACCAUUGUUUUACUUUUCUAUGUA
Molecule: messenger RNA, 926 nt
Organism: Condylura cristata (star-nosed mole)
Lineage: Eukaryota; Metazoa; Chordata; Mammalia; Eulipotyphla; Talpidae
Gene: POU2AF3
Product: colorectal cancer associated 2
Exons: 3
Coding region: 213-680 (155 amino acids)
Cellular component (GO): cytoplasm
Source: RefSeq, a predicted model, not a curated record